Amblyraja radiata (thorny skate) is the source of this 1023-nucleotide messenger RNA. It is a transcript of the gene hes2.1, whose product is annotated as hes family bHLH transcription factor 2, tandem duplicate 1. The coding region runs from base 113 to 718 and encodes 201 amino acids. Lineage: Eukaryota; Metazoa; Chordata; Chondrichthyes; Rajiformes; Rajidae. The transcript has 4 exons. Gene Ontology annotation, molecular function: protein dimerization activity. The record is from RefSeq and is a predicted model, not a curated record.
CUCUGUAACACUGGGCUCAACCGACUCGAUCGCUCUCGCCCAGCAUCUUUGGAGGGGAAGCAGAUUCUCUCUCACACACCCACCCACACACACAAACACACGCACACAGAGAAUGCCUCCUCAUCUCCAGUCGAGCAACUCCGCGCACGGCCAGCUCGCCACACAGCUGAGCAGACGCAGAAAAAGAGAAGCCAGCGAGUUGAGAAAGACUCUCAAGCCUCUGAUGGAGAAACGAAGACGGGCGCGAAUCAACGACAGCCUGAACAAGUUAAAGACUCUAAUCCUGCCCCUCAUUGGCAAAGAUAGUCCACGAUACUCCAAAUUGGAAAAGGCGGAUAUUCUGGAAAUGACAGUGCAAUUCCUGCACAGUUUGCCCAAGUCACCCCUGCACGAUCGCCUGGACAGCUACAGAGAAGGAUACCGGGCUUGCCUCGUACAACUGACCAACCUGCUUCCCUCCUCCGAGCUGGUGGGAAGGGAGGAGUGCGGUUGCCUGAUGGACUACCUGGAGCGAUGCAUGGACCCGCCCCAGCUCUACCACCACCCCAUCUCACAAGCCAGGGUGCCGGCAUGCCCCGAGGGAGCGCCUCAUCCAGCCCCAUCACAGCCCAACGGGCGAGCAGCGCGAACACCUUCCUCGCCCGGCGCCAGCGCUCGCCAGCGGCCCACCGCGACCUCCCGCGACCUGUCUCCCUGGAGACCCUGGUUACCGGCAUGAAGCCAUGAACUAGAAGGACUAUUCACGUGUAUAAAACACUGUACAGAAUUAACUGUAAAAAAAAUGUACAUUUGUAAUUUUGCGUUACAUUUCGUUUUUGCUGUGAAUUGCACAGUUUCUACACAAAACAGAAACUUUCGUUUACAUAGAUCUCAAUGAAUGUCGAAUUAUAUGGGGCACUUUGUAAAGCUAACAUGCCAUCUAUACGUGUGGGAUAAGGGAGUAUAUUGUAAAUUUGGACUCAGAGGUAAUAUAAUUGAGCUGAAGGGGUGGAUGCAAGGGGUUUCUGUAAAUAAAUCGAACUU